Vespa velutina is the source of this 3665-nucleotide messenger RNA. Its product is annotated as neprilysin-1-like. Gene Ontology annotation, biological process: protein processing. The transcript has 12 exons. The record is from RefSeq and is a predicted model, not a curated record. Gene Ontology annotation, molecular function: metalloendopeptidase activity. Gene Ontology annotation, cellular component: plasma membrane. NCBI's taxonomy places the organism in Eukaryota, Metazoa, Arthropoda, Insecta, Hymenoptera, Vespidae. Bases 954 to 3335 code for a protein of 793 amino acids.
GAAGGAGAGAGACGGAAACAGAGAAGGAUAUAGGUGAGUGAGUGAGAGAUAUAGAGAUAGAGAAUGUGAAGAGAUAGAGAGUGAGAGAGAGAGAGAGAGAGAGAGAGAGAGAGAGAGGGGGGACGUUCCUUCGUAGUGGAGAGGGAAAUAAGAGGAUAUGAAAAGGGGCUGCGAGAGGUGGCAGGCCAGCUGCUAAGCUCAGAGCGCGUUGAUUCGUCUCGGUGAGUGGUUGUUCCUUCUCGCGUUUGAAAUUUACCGACAAUAAGUUUUAUCUCGCGUUUCCUUCUUUCUUGAAUCUUGUUUCCGUUUUUCUUUUUUUUGUUUUGAAUAUUCUUUUGCUCUUCCUUCUCUUUCAUUCUUUUUGCUUCGCUGUCUUCGAAUUUCUUUUUUUUUAUUUGUUCUUUCUUUAGUUUCUUUUCUCUCUCUCUCUCUCUCUCUCUCUCCUUCUAUCUCUAUCUUUAUAUUCUCAUUCGUUAUCAUCGUAGAUAUCGACUGCGUGGAUUAUGAAUUUUUUCGAGCUCGUACGUGAGUGGUUGAAAAGAGAAGAAGAAGGAGAAGAAGAAGAAGAAGAAGAAGAAGAAGAAGAAGAGGAGGAGGAGGAGGAAGAAGAGAAGAAGAAAAAAUUUCAAGGACGAUUCGAAUAACGUGUGACGAUUGAUAAACUUCUGUUUCUUUUUUCCUUUCUUUUAUUUUUGUUCUUUCAUUCUAAGAUUUUUCAUUCUAAGAACAGAGGAUUAGAUCGUAUAGAAGGAAAAAAUCAAAUAUUAUAUAUUUGAUUUCGUGCGUGUAGCCAGACAGAGAGAGUGAGAGAGAAAGAGAGAGAGAGAGAGAGAGAGAGAGAGAGAGAGAGUGAAAUAACAUAGGUAAUAUUUAUUGUCGAAGAAAGAUAUCUUUUUAUUUUCUUGUAUCAUUCUUUAAACGUAUAAGGGUGAGGUAGCAAAAGGGUUAAUAGGAUGAAGUCGGAAAGUAAUAACGGAUACAUCAGGGCUAAUGUUAUCCCGGAACAAAAUGAACCCACGUCUCCCAUGGGACAAGACGUUUCACUAACCGGAAGUCCACUUCAGGUUACCUAUGGGCCGAGAGGUGGUACAACAGUGACAAGCGUUCUUCAUCCAACGAAUACGAGAAGACAGGUUGCUGGAAUAACACGAGCCACUUCGGUAACAAGAAGACGAAGUGGGGCUCCUGCUAGACAACAAAUGUUAGGCAUAUUGGCUGCCACAUUGCUCGGCAUUUCUCUAUUAACUCUACUUGUCUUGGUAUUGAAUACAACGCGGGAAUGCGUCCAAGAGCCACGUCCGAACGUGUGCAUGUCCGAAGAAUGCGUGAGAACCGCCGCAAGUUUGCUCUCAGCGAUGGACCAGACUGUUGCACCCUGUGUUAACUUUUUUCAAUACGCAUGCGGUGCUUGGAAUCGUUUGCACGUGAUACCAGAAGAUAGAAGUUCCAUCAGUACCUUCGAGGUACUAGCUGAUCAACUCCAGAUCAUUCUGAAACGUGUCCUCGAGGAAUCACCGAACGAGAACGACAAUCAUGCAACUCUAAAGGCCAAAAUGUUCUACAAAUCGUGCAUGGACAUCCCUCGCAUACGGGAGAUCGGUGACAGACCUUUGAAGGAAACAUUGACAGCACUUGGUGGUUGGCCAGCAGUUAUCGGAGCAUCUUGGGAGCCACCACCUUAUCCAAUCGAGGUUCUCUUGGGUCGCCUACGUGGUGAAUACAACGAGGGCGUUCUAAUGGAGCAAUGGGUUGGCCCAGACGACAAGAAUUCCUCAACCAACAUCCUGCAGCUGGAUCAAAUGCAGCUGGCAUUACCCAGUCGUGAUUAUUAUCUGAAGAAGAACAGCGAGGCUGAAUUGGAUGCUUAUCAUCGUUAUAUGACCAACGUGGCUGUUUUACUUGGCGCCAAUCGUGAAAAUGCAGCACUCGAGUUUAAUCGCGUGAUCGCCCUUGAAAAACAACUUGCCAAUGCUUCGUUGCCCGAGGCCGACAGGCAUGAUACCUCAAUGAUCUAUAGAAAGUUAACGUUGCGGGAACUACAGGAAGAGGUGCCGCAACUUAAAUGGAAAGUUUAUCUCGAGGAAUUCAUAAGCGCACCGAUUACCGAGGACGAGCCACUAGUGGCAUACGCGAUGCCCUAUUUCCUACAAAUGGGUCGUAUCGUACAGAAAACCGAUCGCAGGACGUUGCACAAUUAUAUAUUAUGGCGAUUGGUGAUGUCCAUAAUGCCGCAUAUGAUAGACGAGUAUCAACAAAAGAGAAUUGAAUUUCGUAAGAUAUUAUCAGGAAUUCUAAGCGAGAGAAACAGAUGGUCCCAAUGCGUAGAAUGGACCAAUAAGAAUCUUGGAAUGGCUGUGGGUGCACUUUUCAUACGUGACAAUUUUAAUCACGAGAGCAAGGAAACAGCAUUGGAAAUGAUACGAACUAUACGCGAAGCAUUUAAUGAAUUGCUAGCUGAGAAUCAAUGGAUGGACGAUGAAACCAGGACCGUUGCCAAAGGAAAGGCUGAUUCAAUGAAUGAGAGAAUCGGUUAUCCAGAAUUUUUGAAGGAUCCGGUCAAACUUUCCUUCGAAUAUGUGACGUUGAACAUAACGGAGGAUCAUUUUUUGGAAAAUGUUUUGGCGGUACAUAAAUACGACGCAUAUCACAAUCUUCAAGAAUUACGUCAACCGGUCGACAAGGAUAAAUGGUCCACGGAGCCGGCCGUGUUAAAUGCGUUUUAUAAUCCAAAUAAAAACGACAUAGUAUUUCCCGCUGGUAUACUGCAACCGCUUUUCUACUCUCAGCACUUUCCUAAAUCAUUGAAUUACGGUGGAAUCGGUGUUGUGAUUGGUCAUGAAAUAACUCACGGAUUCGAUGACAAGGGACGACAAUUUGAUAAGGAUGGCAAUAUGAUGCAGUGGUGGAAUAAUGCGACCAUUAAAGCAUUUCGAGAGAGGGCACAGUGUAUCGUAGAUCAGUACUCCCGUUACAAAUUACAAGAAGUUGAUCUUUACAUAAAUGGCCGAAUGACACAAGGUGAAAAUAUCGCUGAUAAUGGUGGAUUAAAACAAUCGUUUCGUGCUUACAAAAAGUGGGUCUCUAUACACGGAGAGGAACCAUUGUUACCUGGCGUGAAUUUAACUCACGAUCAACUCUUCUUCCUUAAUUAUGCACAAAUUUGGUGUGGCUCGAUGAGACGAGAGGAUGCACUAACGAAAAUACGCAGUAGCGUACAUUCACCGGGUCCGGUGAGAGUGUUAGGUCCGCUUUCAAAUAGCGAGGACUUCGCCAAGGCCUAUAAUUGUCGACCAGGCUCACCGAUGAAUCCAACGCGUAAAUGUAGCGUCUGGUAAAAAUGUUGGCUAAGAAUUAUUAAAAAAAAAAAGAAAAAAAAAAAAAAAAAAAAAAAAAAAAAAGAAAAAAGAAACCAAACAAAAAAAGUAAAGAAAAUGAAAGAAGAAUAAAAAGAUUUUUUUCGAAAGAUCUUUUGAUCCAUUCGAAGGAUUUAUAAAAUAGAUAAAUGCUUCAUGAGGAUACAAAGGAACGAGGUUCUCCUUGAUGUCAUUGUAGUACAUCCAAUAUGGAAUCCAUCUUUCGUGGUAGCCAUUUUGUCGGCCGCCAUUAAACGCGCAUAUCGAACUUUACACUUUUUUUCAUAAAAAUAAUGCAAUAAUAUAAACAAA